AUGCCUUUAAUUGAUAUGCCAUUCAAGCGUGUGGCUAUAGAUUUGGUUGGACCAAUUACACCAGCCAGUGACAGGGGUCAUCUAUACAUCUUAACUAUGGUGGACUAUGCUUCACGGUAUCCAGAGGCCGUUCCACUUAAAAAUAUAGAUACAGAGACUGUAGCCGAGGCGUUGAUUGACUUUUAUAGGCGAUUGGGGGUUCCAGAAGAAGUACUAAACAUCCCUCAAGUCACUACUAAUAAACGAGUCGAAGAGGAUAUCCGGCGACUUGGAACUAUUGUCAGAUCCCCGGUCGAAUCAGGAUGGACAUCCCUCAAGUCACCACUAAUAGACGAGUCGAAGAGGAUAUCCGAUGACUUGGAACUACUGUCAGAUCCCCGGUCGAAUCAGGAUUGGACAUCCCUCAAGUCACUACUAACAGACCAGCUGAUGAGGCUAUCCGACAACUUGGAACUACUGUUAGAUCCCCGGUCGAACAUGUCUGCAUCACCAGAGAUGUUGCAUUUCGACAUCUACAGGCUCAGAUCAGCAUCGAGUUUUAUCAGAAGAGCAAGCAAUCACUAG
Molecule: messenger RNA, 564 nt
Organism: Saccoglossus kowalevskii
Lineage: Eukaryota; Metazoa; Hemichordata; Enteropneusta; Harrimaniidae
Source: RefSeq, a predicted model, not a curated record